AUGAAUCUACAAAUUCUACCACAUCAAUCCAUUAAUAUAUUAAAUCCCAUGAACAAUAUGAACAUUGUGGACAAUAUCAGUGGUUUGGAUAAGAUGAACAUGGACAAAAUGAACAUUAUGGACAAUUUGAAUGGUUUGGACCACUUAGAAAAUAAUGUUAGUUUGGAGAUGUUGGAGAAGAAAUAUGAAGAUAUACAAAUGGGUACAACAAUAAUUGGUAUGAAAUUUAUGGAUGGUGUGAUAUUAGUAGCAGAUGGACGUACAUCAUCAGGUCAAAUAGUAGCAAAUAGAGUUGCACGUAAAAUAACAAGAAUCUUACCAAAUAUUUUCAUGUUAAGAUCUGGAAGUGCUGCUGAUUCACAAACAUUAUCAACAAUAAUACGUUAUCAUGCACAAUCAUUAAAACAACAACUUAAACCAUCUGGUCGUUAUACAACUCAUAUUAGAGAUGAAAUGGAUAUUGAUGAAAUGAAUGAAUUUGAUGAAUAUAAAACAAAUGAAUAUAGUAUAGAAUUGAUGAAUGGACCAUUAGUGAAAUCAUUAGCAAAAGCAACACAUAAUUUGGUACAUGAAUAUCGAAAUAUGUUAUAUUGUGGUGUAAUAUUGGCUGGUGUAGAUGAAUUAGGUUCACAAAUAUAUAAUAUAACAUUAGGUGGUACAUUAAUUGAAAUUGAUGAUUUUCUAGCUACAGGUUCCGGUUCAUCAUUUAUUACAGCAUUUUUACAAGACAAUUAUAAAAAAAAUUCUACACAAGAAGAUUGUCUAAAAUUACUUAAAAAAAGUAUUGAAUAUGCUAUUUUAAAUGAUAACUCGUCUGGUGGUAUUAUGAGAGCUAUUAUUAUUACCAAAUAUAAAGUUAAAGAAUAUUAUUUCACAUUACAUUAA
Theileria annulata is the source of this 885-nucleotide messenger RNA. Its product is annotated as proteasome subunit y, putative. The record is from RefSeq and is a predicted model, not a curated record. The transcript has 2 exons. Lineage: Eukaryota; Apicomplexa; Aconoidasida; Piroplasmida; Theileriidae. Bases 1 to 885 code for a protein of 294 amino acids. Gene Ontology annotation, cellular component: proteasome core complex.